Molecule: messenger RNA, 907 nt
Organism: Chilo suppressalis (striped riceborer)
Lineage: Eukaryota; Metazoa; Arthropoda; Insecta; Lepidoptera; Crambidae
Source: the annotation of a GenBank genome assembly
CUCGUCAUCUGAUCUGUCAAUUUUUAUUUGAAAAUGGCGGACGAUGCAUCAAGCAGUAGUGGUUGUGCCGGUAAUUUAGUGGACAAUUCAAUAAAUCAAGAUGAAUUGAUAAUGAAACAACAACGUGAAAUAGAGAAAGAGAUAUCAGAGACGAUACCUCUGGUUGGUGAACUUGAACCUUUAGCUUCUCUUGAAAAGGAAUACAAUGAGGAUCCGGUUUAUCUGUUAAAAGUAAAGGAUCUAUCUUCUAAAUAUAAAAACAUUAGGAGAACACGUCCCGACGGAAACUGCUUUUUCCGGGCCUUCUCAUACGCGUACUUAGAACACCUUCUGACAAAUAAAGACGAAUACGAAAAGUUUUACGAAAUAGCAAAAAACUCCAAAGAAAUUCUUCUAGCCUUAGGGUUUUCUCAGUUUACUGUGGAAGAUUUUUAUGAAACUUUUAUGGAAGUGGUACAGCGAGUAGGAGAGCAAGCAGGCGGUGCACCUGAAGGCCUAGAGCCAGUCCGCCUGGAGCUUCACGACAAGUUUAACAAGCAAGGUUACUCCGACUAUAUAGUGGUGUACUUGCGCCUUGUGACAUCGGGACAACUGCAAACACAGCAUGAUUUUUACCAAAACUUUAUAGAAGGUCCUCGUACAGUUACUGAAUUUUGCAGACAGGAAGUGGAGCCAAUGUACAAGGAGUCUGAUCAUAUUCACAUAAUAGCACUCAGUAAUGCUCUCAAUGUAGGAGUGAAAGUAGAAUAUAUGGAUCGCGGGGAGGGCAGUCAGGUUAUCGCUCACGUUUUCCCUGAAGGUGCGAAACCACUUGUACACCUGCUGUACCGACCCGGCCAUUACGACAUACUGUACGCAUGAUCACCACGCUGUGCUGUAUUAUUACAAUAAACUUAUUAAUAUGCUU